Messenger RNA from Gadus morhua (Atlantic cod), 1539 nucleotides. It is a transcript of the gene tmem30b, whose product is annotated as transmembrane protein 30B. The record is from RefSeq and is a predicted model, not a curated record. The transcript is spliced from 8 exons. NCBI's taxonomy places the organism in Eukaryota, Metazoa, Chordata, Actinopteri, Gadiformes, Gadidae. Gene Ontology annotation, biological process: phospholipid translocation. Gene Ontology annotation, cellular component: plasma membrane; Golgi apparatus; endoplasmic reticulum. Bases 176 to 1192 code for a protein of 338 amino acids.
GUCUAAACCCGAAAGACAGGUAUAUAGGUGUAUCAGGAAGGUACUGGCAAAGGUGUAUCAGGAAGGUACAGGAUUUGCUCCGUCGAAGUUGUAACCUUGGCUGCGUCCGAAGCUUUAUUAUGUGUGGCUAACUCGUUGAUUUCUUCAUUUCGAUGCUCACAUUUUAACCAGUGCAAUGUCUAAGGAGGAGAAUACAGCCAACCGGCCGGAUAACACUGCCUUCACCCAGCAGCGCCUGCCCGCCUGGCAGCCCAUGUUGUCUGCUGGCAUUGUGAUUCCAGGAUUUGUUAUCAUUGGGGUGGCCUUCAUUGGAAUUGGAGUGGCUCUUUUUGUCACCUCACAGAACAUCCAAGUAUUGGAGAAAGACUACACUGGGAUAGAGACAAACUCAUCUUGCUUCAAGUGCACAAACCCGAGGGUCAAGAACUGCAAUUGCACCAUCAACUUUUCUCUGGACAAGUUGUUUGAGGGGCCGGUCUUUGUUUAUUAUGGACUGUCCAACUACUUUCAAAACUACAGGAAGUAUGGCGCUUCCAAAGACGCCGCCCAGUUGACUGGUGACCUAGCUUACUUUACGGAGCCCAGUACAUCAUGUGUUCCCUACCAGAGAGAUGCCAAAAACAAACCAAUUGUACCUUGUGGCUCCAUAGCAAACAGCAUGUUUAAUGACACUUUCAAGCUCUUCCAGAUCGUCAAUAGUGGAAAUGUGGCGGUUCCUUUAGAUGGAAAGGGAAUCGCUUGGUGGACGGAUUACAACAUCAAGUACCGCAACCCGACUACCAAUCCUCUCAAAAACGCAUUCAAUGAUACCGUGAAGCCUAUAUUCUGGCCAAGGCCUGCCUAUGAGCUAGAUACCACAAAUGCAGCCAACAACGGCUUCAUCAACCAGGACUUCCUGGUUUGGAUGAGAAGGUCAGCCUUGCCAAACUUCAGAAAGCUGUACAGACGAAUCACGGAGGGAGAGUACGCAAAGGGCCUACCGGCAGGGGAUUAUGCCCUUGUAAUUGGUUACAAUUACCCCGUGAAGGCUUUUGACGGGAGAAAGAAGGUGGUUUUCAGCAACGUGUCUUGGAUGGGUGGAAAGAACCAGUUCCUGGGUAUUGCCUAUCUGGUCAUUGGCUCCCUAUGUGUCGUAAUGUCAAUCGUCAUGCUCAUUGUCUAUGCUAAGUUCAAGUUCCCAGAUGAAGAGUAAUUCAGCAUGUGUCCAUCAAUUGGCCACACAGAACUCGCUAGCAAUUGUCCAAAAAACCUAAACAAAUCUGGGACUGUAAUCACGUCAAAUGUUUUCAUUAACAAGUGAAGAGGUCCAUUCAAGAGUCAGAAUGGACAAUCAGACAUUUGUUUUCUUGCGUCAAUGGUUUUUAGUGAUGGGAAUCCAUGGCAAAGCCUACUGUAGGCACCGUGUGGAGUGUGCAGAGUUGAAAAAUCAUGGUAGUUUAUGGUGGACGUAUGAAGUAUAGGACAGUUGUCGGGUAUAAAAUACACCGCCCUCUAUUUUAGGUUCGUUUUUAAAUUAAAUGCAUUCAAUGACUUUACUUU